ACGCCAUGUUGGUUUUCAUCGAGGAGAGAGUUUGACGACGGUCCUGGGAGAUGGAAGGACUUGUCUGAAAUCUACUAUCAUCUGGUUUUAUAUGAUAAUUCACAUAAAAGGAUUGAUUGAAUGAAUGUCUACUAGCAAUAGGCCAUUACAGGGUCUGAGUUUUGGAUGGUAUUAAGACUCCGAGAGUCGAAAGAACGAAGCCAUUUGUGCCUAACCUGAAUUUUCCCUUGAGGGUAGUCGGAGAAGAAAGCCAGCGGAGGGGCCCAGUCACAGGAACUCCGGUGUGCCCUCUAAUUGCGAAAACCACAGCUUUAUCUCGUUUUUAUAGCGACAUAAUAUUGUCAACGGAAUGGCUUGUGGGGCUACUUUGAAAAGGACUAUGGAUUUCGAUCCAUUGAUGAACCAGGCGUCCCCCAAAAGGAGGAGAUGCACCCCAAUGUCUCAAGCUGCCUCAACAUCAUCACCCCAGAAAUAUCUGCGUAUGGAGCCCUCACCAUUUGGAGAAGUGUCGUCCAGACUCACAACCGAGCAAAUCCUGCACAAUAUCAAGCAAGAGUACAAGCGGAUGCAGAAGAGAAGGCACCUGGAGAACAGUUUUCAGCAGACCGAGGGCUGUUGUCCCCUGGAGUCACAACCCCAUAGCUCCAUCAUUAAUGGAUCCAGUCUGCCAGGAACAUCUUCUGGUGCCGUCUCCCCAUCAAGAAAAGAGCAACCUCUAUUUACUUUGAGACAGGUUGGGAUGAUCUGUGAACGACUACUCAAAGAGCGAGAGGAGAAGAUAAGGGAAGAAUAUGACGAAAUAUUGACAACAAAACUAGCAGAGCAAUAUGACGCUUUCGUUAAGUUCACUCAUGAUCAGCUAAUGCGGCGAUUUGGAGAGCAACCUGCUAGCUAUGUUUCCUGAGUGAAACCUCAUGUUUGAUGGAAUACCAAUUUCCCAUUUUAUUAUUGCUAAAAGCUCCCCAUCUGAUUCUCUGUCAACCGUAUUCUCCAGAGACUCAGGGGGUCUAGUUGGACUUGUAGCAGUGCCAUAUCUCCCCUGUGGGCUUAUGCUGCCAUGUUAGCUUCUCUGUGGCAACUACAUUCAUUUCAGCGACUGGUAUUUGUGCUGUGUCCCAAAUGGCACCCAAUUUACAACUUUUGACCAGCGCCCAUAAAGCUACGGUCAAAAUUAGUGCACUAUAUAGGAAAUAGGGUGCCAUUUUGGAUGAAGCCUUGGAGUGCUUCCUGCUGUCAACACAUAUAUGGACCUCUGCUACCUAUUACUCUACCAGUGGCCUCCGUUGUUUUAAUUGCUGUAUUGAUAUUUAUUAGGCCUUUUAUAAAGUGACCUGCCAUUCCCAACUCUGCUAACCUCGUCCCAGAUCUGUUUGUGCUCUUGCCAACUACAUUGCUGUCCUUGUCAAGCUAAGACAAUGAGUGACAAGGAGUUGGCAUUAUAGCCCAAAUAGUCUGGCACUCAGGCUACGACUCUGCCACCACACAUUAGAUUUAUUUUGUUCCAUAAACAUGUUUUUUUGUUGCAAAAAUGAUGACAAAUAACCUUUUUUAUAAAAUCAAUAUGUACAUUUGGGGGGAGGGGUGGUCCACUAUAAAAGAGCAGAUCAAUCAAGGUAGCUUCUGGACUGGACUCCAGGAGAGGGCAUCCUGGCAUUUAUCAGUUAUGAUUACAUUGUAAUGGUAAAUGGCCUAUGUACAUUAUGUAGUUUUGCUUGACCUUUGUUACAGUUAUCCUUUUUGUUCAUAAAAAAAAAUUUGACUUGGGUUGGGAAAAGUUCAUGAAUAAUAGGUUUACAUUAAAGGGUGUUCCGGUU
Messenger RNA from Coregonus clupeaformis (lake whitefish), 1814 nucleotides. Its product is annotated as akirin-2. Gene Ontology annotation, cellular component: chromatin; nucleus. Gene Ontology annotation, molecular function: transcription coregulator activity. The coding region runs from base 350 to 904 and encodes 184 amino acids. The transcript has 5 exons. Lineage: Eukaryota; Metazoa; Chordata; Actinopteri; Salmoniformes; Salmonidae. The record is from RefSeq and is a predicted model, not a curated record. Gene Ontology annotation, biological process: positive regulation of transcription by RNA polymerase II; positive regulation of innate immune response.